UUUGAGAGCUUAUAAUAAACCUCUAUGUACGAGAGAUCUAUGGACUUACAAUAAAUCUCUUCAAACCAAACGGAUCCUUACGCGCCCGCACCAAUGCCACACUGCUCUGCUCUCCGAGUAACUUAUUGCAAGCAGUGACCCUGGUUGAGCGAGCCAGCUUUGGAUAAUUCUUGCUCCCUGUCGUUUUGGUUUGAAGCUUUCUGGAGGGAGCAGCACACGGCUUCGGUAUCAGUGAAGUGAGGGCCUGUAAGAGCUGAGAGUGAAGCGAGAGCAGAAGGGGGAAGUUGAGAUUUCUGUCGCGGAGAUCAACGCUUGCAGAGUGUGCUCCGUGCUGUGGCGAGUCCCGCUAAUCUCGCUUGAUUUCUUGGUGGUGGGAGGCGACAGGUGCGUGAGCCGCCUGCUUGGGAGGUGAAAGCAGGAGGCGUUUCUUCGCUGUUGUCUUUGUCCUGGUUCUUUUCGUCCGGUACUUCCCCUUCCAAGCUCCACGCCACUCUCGCCUUGGGCGGCUGCCUUUUCAUCUCCCUUCUCGCCAAAUUUCUGUGGGUAAAGAUCACGAGGACCAUGCACAGGUUGAAGGUAUGCAAGUUCCUCGCUUGUGGUAUCGUUUGCAACUCGUGUUCUUCUUUGAUUUCCAUGGAGGAAAAGUGCAAGGUAGGCGAGAAGUGAGCAGAAAUUGGCAUCCUGAGCCUCCUUUUCAUCCUGAACAUUGAUCAUUUUUCCCCUAUCUCGCCCAAGGAAUUAUGCUUGUUUUUCCUAGCAAGUUUGGUUCUUGUAUCAUGGAGCAAGCAGUUAGGAUGACGAGCAAGAACCCUACCAAAACCCCGCCGCUCCUGGCCACCCUUCUCCUCCUGCUCGCCUUCCUCGCCCUGUGCGCGCCCGCCUCCUCCCAGCCGCUCCACUCGGAGCCCAUGCCCACCCAGUCGCCGCCACCCUCACCCACGCCACCGCAGUCCACGAUUCCCCGCGCGCCUGCCGGCGGCGCCGCGCGCCUCCGCCGCAUCGCGCUCGGCGUCCUCUUCGGCUCCAUCUCCGGCUUCCUCCUUGCGCUCGCCUUCCUCUACGGCAUCCGCGUCGCCAUCCUCCACGCCAAGAGCGCGCCCGCGAUCGUCAAGGGCCCUGUCUCCUUCACCCCGCAAAUCUCCCCCAAGAACCUCCUUGCCGCGCUCCCCUCCGCGCAGCCGCUCGCCCAUGGCCCCCAUGGCAAGUAUUGCAAGCUGGCCCUUGACAACGACCUCACUGUUGCCGUCAAGCGGCUCGAGGCGGCCAACCGCCCGGAGGAGGCCUCGCCGUCAAUGUCCCCGAGCACAUCCAAGUCUGACAUGAGGAGGGUGCAGAGGCAGCUUGAGGCCCUUGCCCGGGUGAGGCACCAGAACGUAAUGACCUUGAAGGCAUAUGUUCGCGAAGCUGACCGACUUUCGCUCGUGUAUGACUUCAUUCCUGGGGGCAGCCUCGAGGAAUUGAUGAAGAGGGUGAGAUCACAGCAGGUCAGCCUCAAUUGGGAUGCCAGGAGCAGGAUUGUUGUUGGAAUUGCCAAGGGAUUGAGGCACUUGCAUUUUGAGUACAGUCCAAGGAUACUCCAUUGCAACCUCAAACCAUCGAAUGUGAUGCUGGACGAAGGCUUUGAACCAAUAUUGACAGAUUGUGGUAUUGCAAGGCUGAUUGCAGCAGGUUCAGGUGAUCCAGAAUUAUGCAGUGGCCUCUAUGCAGCUCCAGAGUGCUACCAGAGCAGCAGGUACACAGAUAAGAGUGAUGUGUAUGCCCUUGGCAUGAUCCUGGGCGUACUGCUCACUGGGAGAGACCCAACAGAUCCUUUCUUCUCGGGAGAAACUGGGCGGGGUGGCCUCCCCAGAUGGCUCCGGCAUAUGCAGCAAUCUGCAGAUCCAAAAGAAGCACUGGAUAGUAGCAUCUUAGGAGAUGAGGGUGAAGAAGAGGAGAUGUUUAUGGCCAUUAGGGUUGCCAUUGUCUGCCUCUCAGAUUCGCCAGUCGAUCGGCCAUCCAGCGAUGAGCUCGUCGCGAUGCUAACACAGCUCCACAGCUUAUAAUCAUCACAAAUCAUUUCUCGAGCGCUGCAUAUGUUGAUCUUCCAUCAUGGCACGGCGAUGGAUCAUGCUGGAUCAACUCUAACUGUUGCACAGGUGACUGUGCAGUAGCUUUUAGUGUCUGGAGCUGGAGUGUCCAAGCCAGAUGGUCCACAAGGGAAGCAACAGUUUCAGAAUCACAAAGAAGCAGCAGCUGCUCCCUGCUGUGAUUCAAAAUGUAGCUACAUGCUGGUGGUACGGUCGAGCUUCCUGGGUUGUUCAUGUUGUGCCCAUGAGUUGUGAAUAUGUCUUUGUAGAAAGCUCUGUGGCAUGGAUCUGUUGCUGUAAGCUGUAGAAGGAUGUUUUUUUUUUUUGAAAACUACUGUAGAAGGAUGUUGUGAUGUUGCAUAGAGACCCAUCAUGUACACCGGCUCCACCACUCUGCCUGUGACUAUGAUGCCCGGUAUUUAACAGGCUGUUGGGCCCAA
Panicum hallii is the source of this 2506-nucleotide messenger RNA. Its product is annotated as inactive leucine-rich repeat receptor-like protein kinase CORYNE. Bases 741 to 2042 code for a protein of 433 amino acids. The transcript is spliced from 2 exons. The record is from RefSeq and is a predicted model, not a curated record. Lineage: Eukaryota; Viridiplantae; Streptophyta; Magnoliopsida; Poales; Poaceae. Gene Ontology annotation, biological process: protein phosphorylation. Gene Ontology annotation, molecular function: ATP binding; protein kinase activity.